Messenger RNA from Closterium sp. Naga37s-1, 1158 nucleotides. The record is from the annotation of a GenBank genome assembly. NCBI's taxonomy places the organism in Eukaryota, Viridiplantae, Streptophyta, Zygnematophyceae, Desmidiales, Closteriaceae.
AUGACCGGCUCCGACGCCGUGAUUGGCGGGCUGCCGGGCGGCGCGGUGAAGGCGUAUGCCAUAAGCGGGUACAGCGAGGCGGACGUGCGCCCCACCACCCGAUUCUCCAUCGGCUCCGCCUCCUCCGCCAAUGGUGGCUCUCUUAUCAAGUUCUCUCGGUCGUCUGGCGACGGCGCAGUGCCGGUGAGCAUGGCGGGGAGCAACAGCAUCAUCUGGGCCUUCUCCAGCGAUCAGUCGCCAGCCCUCGCCAACCAUGGCGGCAACUAUGGCCAGGCAAGUGUGGACUUUAGCUGCACAGGGCCCCUGGCGGCGGGAAUCGAGGCGGCAUGCUGCCGGGGUGACGCGGCUGGGCGGAGAGGCGGUAGAACCGAGGCAGGCGCGCAGAGGGGAAGAGCGAUCCGCGCACGGGCGGGUGGUGCAGGGGAGCCGUGGUCGGGGGAAGGAGAGCAGCGACGGGAGGUCGGGGACGCGGAGGGCUGCGUUGCAGAGCUGCGCGGGGAGGCGGACACUGAAGGGAGUUCCGCCAUGGGCGGAGCAAUGAGCGCGGGGAGGGGCAGCGGCGAGUGGGACGUGGAGCACGCGGAGGACCGUCCCGUGCUGUGCUUCCCUGGCGGCGGGAUGUUCUUCUACUGGCAGAUGGGGGCGGCGGCGGUGGUAUCACGGCACGGCGCGGUGGACAGUGCACGGCUGGUGGGGGCGAGUGCGGGCGCGCUGGCAGCCACGCUCACAGCGUGCGGGGUGGACGCCACCGCUGCUGCGCGCGCCGCCUUCGACCUCUCCCUUGCCAACGGAGUCUGGGAUCGCCCUGCAGGGCUGGCAGGAGUGUGGGGGCGGCUGGUGGGCGAGUGGCUGGACCUCAUGCUCCCUGCGGAUGCUCACACGCGCUGCACUCACCGCCUCUCCCUCCACAUAGUCACACUGCCCUCCAUUCGCCAUCGCGCGCCGUGGUUCCAGAGGCAGGUGGUGUCGCAGUUCGCAUCGCGCGCGGACCUGAUAGCGUGCUGCCUGGCAUCCGUGCACAUCCCCUUCUUCAUGGACGGCCGCCCCUGGACGCUCUACCGCGGCCGCCGAUGCGUUGAUGGAUCCAUUCUUGCCAUGCCGGAGCACCUCGCCCCGGCCUCUGCGUCCUCUCUCUUCCUCGACUUCGCACUGGACGAG